AUGGCAAACUUUUACCUCUUCUUUCUGCUUGGCCUGGCAGCUGCCAAGUCUCCAGUCGUUGAUCUGGGAUAUACAAGCUACGAGGGCCGUUCACUUGCCAGUGGUGUUUCGCAGUGGCUUGGGAUGCGCUACGCUGCUCCUCCAGUGAACGAAUUGCGCUUUGCAGCACCCCAGGACCCUCUUUCGCAAGAAGGAGUUCAACAAGCAACCCAACAUGGUGCCUUCUGUAUUCCCGUCGCCAACAGUCUCAACACAGCUGUGCCCCAUGGGUCCUCAGAAGACUGCCUGUUCCUAGAUAUUUACGCCCCCACGGAGGCUGUCCAGGCAAACAAGAAAUUACCAGUGUACUUCUUUAUUCAAGGUGGGGGCUUUGCGUCUCUGUCAAAUCAGAAUUAUAACGGUACCGGCUUGGUCGAGGCCUCGGACUUGAAUAUUGUCGUCGUCACUUUCAAUUACCGUGUGGGGCCUUACGGCUUUCUCGCCGGUGAAGAAGUUGAGAAUGGAGCCAGUCUAAACAAUGGUCUGAAAGAUCAGAUCAAGGCUCUCGAGUGGGUGCAAAAACAUAUUAGCAAGUUCGGUGGUGACCCUGACCACGUUGUCAUCGGCGGCGACAGUGCAGGUGGUGCAUCGGUGACCCUCUUACUCUCCGCAUAUGGCGGACGCAACGAUAAACUAUUCAUCGGCGCCGCAGCCGAAUCUCAAAGCUUUGCAAACAUGCUCAAUGUCUCUGAAAGCCAAUUCGCAUACGACAAACUAGCCACUCGUACAGGCUGUAACACGAACAGCGACUCCCUUGCCUGUCUUCGCAAGCUAGACAUCAGUGCCCUCCAAGCGCAAAACAUUCGCACCCCUUACCCGGGAGCACCAGGAGACCCACUGUACUUAUACGGCCCAACCGUCGACGAAGAUCUCGUUCAAGAUCACACAUUGAAACUCUUCCACGAAGGAAAAUUCAUCAAAGUCCCUGUGAUAUUCGGCGACGACACAAACGAAGGCACAAUCUUCGUCCCAAAAGGCACCGCCAGCGUCACCGAUGCAGACAACUUUCUCAAAGACCAAUUCCCAACUAUCACACAAGCCCAACUCUCCAAAAUAAACAGCAUGUACCUCACCGAGGACCAGAAGCAGGACUUCCCAAACGCAAAACCCUACUGGCGUCCCGCGAGCAACGCCUACGGCGAAAUACGGUACAUCUGUCCCGGCAUAGACAUGUCCUCCGUCUACGCCGCCGCCAACCUCCCCAGCUGGAACUACCACUACGCAGUUCUGGAUCCCUGGUCCGAGGGUAACGGCACGGGAGUCAGCCACACGGUCGAAGUCAAUGCGAUCUGGGGACCGCAGUACGUGAGCGGUGUACCGCCGGAUUCGUACUGGAAUAUUAAUGCCAAUAUCGUGCCCGUGAUGCAGGGGUAUUGGACUAGUUUUGUGAGGUCGCUGGAUCCGAAUACGCAUCGGUACCCUGGGAGUCCGGAGUGGAAGACUUGGGGAACGGGGGAUGAUGCGUAUAAGAGGAUUUUCAUUCGGACGAAUGAGACGAGGAUGGAGAGUGUGCCGCAGGCGCAGCGGGAUAGGUGUAAAUAUUUGAUUGGUAUUGGGGAGAGUUUGAGGCAGUAG
Molecule: messenger RNA, 1614 nt
Organism: Penicillium subrubescens
Lineage: Eukaryota; Fungi; Ascomycota; Eurotiomycetes; Eurotiales; Aspergillaceae
Exons: 3
Coding region: 1-1614 (537 amino acids)
Source: RefSeq, a predicted model, not a curated record